Molecule: messenger RNA, 1243 nt
Organism: Cuscuta campestris
Lineage: Eukaryota; Viridiplantae; Streptophyta; Magnoliopsida; Solanales; Convolvulaceae
Source: the annotation of a GenBank genome assembly
CGACUGUGAGAGUCUGUCACCGAAGUUGGACAUAGAGAGGUACGAGUAAAAAAGGAGGAAUUUUUUUGGUAAGAACUCCAGAAGCUGAAGUGAGGAAGUAAAUGAAUAGGAAGGACAGAGCAAGAGAGAGACGAGAGAAGAGACGCCAAGAGAUUUGUUUUCUCCGCUCCAUUCCCUACUCAGAUCACCAAAGAUGGUGGACAUCAGACACGAUUGCAGUUGUGACUGGUGGAAAUAGAGGGAUCGGAUUUGAGAUCGUGCGCCAGCUUGGGACCCAUGGGUUGACAGUCAUUCUAACUUCACGGGACACAACUUUAGGUUUAGAAGCAGCAAAAUUCUUGCGAGAUGGGGGCUUGAAAGUGGAGUUCCAUCAACUUGAUAUUGUUGAUCCUUCUUCAAUAGAUGUAUUUUGUACCUGGCUAAAAGAACAUUAUGGUGGUUUAGAUAUACUGAUAAACAAUGCUGGAGUCAAUUUCAACGUCGGCUCAGAAAACUCGGUGGAACAUGCUGAAACCGUUAUCAAGACAAACUAUUAUGGCACAAAAAAUAUUAUCAAAGCUGCAAUUCCAUUAGUGAGGCUUUCAGCUUCUUGUGGCAGUCAAAUUGUUAACGUGAGCUCAAGGUUAGGAAGGCUGAAUGGGAGGCGAAAUAGAAUUGGAAAUGUGGAAUUGAGAAGCAAACUGGAGAACCUAGAAACUCUCUCAGAGGAAUUGAUUGAUCAUACUCUGAACACAUUUUUGGAGCAAGUAAAGGACGGGACAUGGGAAUUGCGUGGAUGGCCUCAGGUUUUCACCGACUACUCAAUGUCAAAACUUGGAGUGAAUGCUCUCACGAGGCUAAUGGCGCGGGAGCUCGAACAUUCUUCCAGUGGUCAACAGAAGAUAUGUAUGAAUUGCUGCUGUCCGGGAUGGGUGAAGACAGGCAUGACUGGCUGGGAGGGGAACAUUCUUCCGGAAGAAGCAGCCGAUACUGCAGUGUGGUUGGCCCUGCAUCCCAACCUCUCCUCUGUGAGUGGCAAGUUUUUUGCAGAGAGAAGAGAGAUAGGUUUCUAAGGCGAAUUGGAGUAGUACUCGAAGUUAUUACUUAUUAGCAGAGUCACGGUUCCCUUGCCACUGCAUUACGGUGCCACUGGAAUUUUAGGGCACGUACAGUGCUCCGUUCGUAAAAUCAAUGAUUCACAGUAAACUCCCUAGCCCAAACUCACCCCAACCCCUCAAAGUUUAGUUGGCUUUGGGGUCAAAUU